AUGAUCCUAGAGAUAUUGUCGAAUUCGAGGAUUGAAAGCACUUGCAGGACCUCGAAAACCUGCCUAUCCGGGAAAGAAUCUAAAACGUGGGAGGGGGACAAUUCUUUCCCGGAUAGGCAGGUUUUCGACAGUUCCGCAAGUGCUUUCAAUCCUCGGAUUCGACAAUAUCUCCAGGAUCAUGGAGUCACGUACGAAGACAAGAACUUACAUCGUCGCAACAACAUUGGUCAUGAGUCACUGAAGCGUCAACUACGCUUCUCCCCCCUCUUGGCUUCUAUUUGUGUCAGAUCAGACCUUCAUCGUCUCCAGCGAGAUCAAGUGUCCUCCGGAGAUGUCCGGUUGAACGCUCAGGGUACAGUGAGGAAGCACCUUUGUGUGCUUACAGGCUUCGGGCGAACGAGCGGCCCUAUUACGAGAUCCUCAAUAGUUGGGGAGAACAUUGGGCCGGCAAUGGAUUCGCCCACAUUGGGCCGGCGAUGGAUUCGGGCGAAUACCGCACGAAGAAUUGUAUCCGAUUUCGCAGUAACCGAGUGCUUGGGAUAG
This is a messenger RNA of Striga asiatica, 543 nucleotides long. Lineage: Eukaryota; Viridiplantae; Streptophyta; Magnoliopsida; Lamiales; Orobanchaceae. The record is from the annotation of a GenBank genome assembly.